Artibeus jamaicensis (Jamaican fruit-eating bat) is the source of this 282-nucleotide messenger RNA. RefSeq names its product family with sequence similarity 240 member A (gene FAM240A). The transcript has 2 exons. The coding region runs from base 7 to 282 and encodes 91 amino acids. Lineage: Eukaryota; Metazoa; Chordata; Mammalia; Chiroptera; Phyllostomidae. The record is from RefSeq and is a predicted model, not a curated record.
CAGGGGAUGAACAACCAGUACGUGCGCCGGGAGGUCUUCUGCCGGAACACCUGUCACGAGCUCAAGCGCUUCUGGGAGCGGGAGAUCGGCAAGCAGACUUUCUACCGCCAGUCGGAGGAGCACCGCCUGGGAAGAAGCGCGCUGCAAAAGCUCAGAGAGGAAUGGAAGCAGAGGCUGGAAACCAAGCUGAGGCUGCGGAACAAUCAAGAUGACACUGAAAAGCAGGCCAACGUUGGCCGCGAGCUCCUGGCUUCACUGACGCCAGAGGGCACGAAGCCCUGA